AUGGCUAGCCUGACCGAUCUAAACGCGAAAGGCCUUUCUGGUAAUUGGCUACUGGACAAGAAACUUUCGGAUGAUGUUGGGCCUAUUUUAAAGCUGCAAGGCCUUGGCUGGCUCAUGCGCAAAGCUAUCUGUGCAGCUACGAUGGUUGUUACUUUUGCCGAACACCGGCAGGAAGGGACUUCGGAUACGUAUCUGACCUUUGACCAAACCUUGAAAGGAAUUCAUACCCUCAGCGAGAAGCGUGUCCUAGAUUGGACUGAGCAAGAUCACAGCGACGACGUCUUUGGGGACGUUAUCAUCCGGAGCCAGCUCAUCGGUGGGGAAAAAGGCGAAGAUGGCAAAAUAUAUGCAAAUGCCACACUCGAGACCAAUUUGACGAGAGAUCCUAGAGCAGAGGCAGACGCUAAGCAACACCUGAGGUGUGGUACUUUAGCCAGCGCAAAAGAGCAGGAUGUCGUCUACUUGCAUGAUUUUAUACGCAGCAAAUCCGGCGCUUGGACUAUGGAACAGAUAUGGGCAAUUGAACUUAUUGAGGGCAAAAGGUUUCUAGCACGCUAUGCUGUUGUUGCUAAAGAUUCCUCAGUUGAAUUACGCCGUUGCUUUUACAGCUGGAUGGAGCCGGGGGACUCGCUUUGA
This is a messenger RNA of Aspergillus ochraceoroseus IBT 24754, 636 nucleotides long. RefSeq lists its product as uncharacterized. The record is from RefSeq and is a predicted model, not a curated record. The coding region runs from base 1 to 636 and encodes 211 amino acids. Lineage: Eukaryota; Fungi; Ascomycota; Eurotiomycetes; Eurotiales; Aspergillaceae. The transcript is spliced from 4 exons.